CACUAGUCAAAGGCUUUGAUUUUUAACUAGAAAACAGGACUAAUGCCUGCAGAUUUCAAUGGUUAUUGGAAAAUGCUCAGCAAUGAGAAUUUUGAGGAGUAUUUGAAAGCUCUAGAUGUAAAUAUUGCAGUGAGAAAAAUAGCCAAUAUGCUCAAACCUGACAAAGAGAUAAUUCAGGAUGGAAACCAUAUGAUCAUUAAAACUCUGAGCAGUUUUAAAAACUACAUCAUGGAUUUUGAAAUAGGGAAGGAAUUUGAAGAGGAUUUAACAGGGGUGGAUGAUCGCAAAUGUAUGACUUGUGUGACAUGGGAUGGAGAUAAACUUCUUUGUGUGCAGAAAGGAGAAAAAGAAGACCGUGGCUGGACCCAAUGGAUUGAAGGAGAUGAAAUGCACUUAGAAAUUAGAGCUUGUGGUGUCAAGUGUAAGCAAGUAUUUAAGAAGGCACAGUGAUAAGCCAAACCACAGGGAUCAAGAAGCUUGGAUAGAAUGGAUGAACGUGCUGCCAACCGUACAGAUGUUGCUGGGCACAAACAUUCUUCUGUAACACCUAGAAAAGAGGUCAUGGCCCACAUCUAUCUGCAUCUAAUUUUCUUGCAAUAGAUAUCAUAAUAUAGAAAUCCACAUUAAAGUUGAU
Python bivittatus (Burmese python) is the source of this 634-nucleotide messenger RNA. RefSeq names its product retinol binding protein 1 (gene RBP1). The record is from RefSeq and is a predicted model, not a curated record. Lineage: Eukaryota; Metazoa; Chordata; Lepidosauria; Squamata; Pythonidae. Gene Ontology annotation, molecular function: lipid binding.